Messenger RNA from Penaeus vannamei (Pacific white shrimp), 2198 nucleotides. Its product is annotated as protein mono-ADP-ribosyltransferase PARP12. NCBI's taxonomy places the organism in Eukaryota, Metazoa, Arthropoda, Malacostraca, Decapoda, Penaeidae. Gene Ontology annotation, molecular function: metal ion binding; NAD+ poly-ADP-ribosyltransferase activity; NAD+-protein mono-ADP-ribosyltransferase activity. The record is from RefSeq and is a predicted model, not a curated record. Gene Ontology annotation, cellular component: nucleus.
GAUCGGCCACAUCAGUUAGUAACUUCACUAAUUCCUUAACAGCAGCAGAACAUUCUUGCAAAGCGGCAACAGCGCGUAAAACACGAACAAGUCGGGUUCGAGCGACGAGUAACCGAUAACGCAUUCUGCUCUUAAAAUAUGUCAUUCCCACUCAGCACUCAACACAGAACAGAUAUUGUUCACCUAUUAGUUUCCAUACAAAUGUGAAUAUCUUCUGUUCGUCUGGACUAACGACAUUGAACAGGAGCUCCAGCAAACAUUACUAAGCUACAAUGGGAAAUUGGAGUUCAACUCCCUCAGCAGGCUCAAAUGCAGCUUCACCAGUCAUCCGCCCACCAAGUCCAUACUCGUCAGCAUCGGCCACUCCCUCAGCAAGCUCACAUUCAGCAUCAUCUGCCAUCCGCCCACCAAGUCCAUACUCGUCAGCAUCGGCCACUCCCUCAGCAUCAUCUGCCAUCUACCCCACAAGCCAUUCUGGUCUACAGGCGACAAAUGCCACCGCAUCGCAGAUUAGCAGUCUAAACAGUCGGCACAUAAAAAAAUCAGGGAACAAUGUAGCAGUAAGUCCAUCCACUGUAAGGGCAGCCCGACAAACUGUUAAACACUGCGUAAAUAGUGAUUAUGUCAUUCCUAAGCAGCAAACAGAUAAUUUUGAACUGACGCAAAUUGGAAAUGUCCCGUUUAAUAUUAUUCCAGAUAAAUUUGGGUUACGUGUAUGCCCCCAAUACAACAGUAAGAACGGGUGUCAUGCUACGCUUUGUCGGCGAUUUCACAUAUGUCUCUUUUGGGUGAAGGAUCAAUGCAAAAGAAAUAAUUGUAAUCAUGCUCACGAUUUCAAUUCAUACCACAAUCUACUACUUAUGAGAAUGGUCUCUAACAGAAAAAGCUUUGAUAUCCAAGAAUGUAUUCGGAAUAAUCACAGAGGCAUGAGAUGUAAAAAACAAGAUUCGAAUAAUGAAAUAUGUGUGUUUAGUGUCAUGAACAGAUGUACAAAAAGUGACUGUUCAAGAAUUCAUGCUAAAAUUCCUUACCAAUGGGAGGUUCAGAUUGGCAAUUCAUGGACAACAUUUUCUCGCAACCAGACCCACUACCUUGAAGAAAUGUUCAGUCGACCAGACAAUGACAAGAUUGAGCUUCCUUCCCUGGAACGCAACCUUCGGACCCAUCCUGCAUUUUCGAAAUUCUAUUCCUUUUUGUCUAAGAGUAAAGUAUGGUUUGUGAAUUUUGAGACCAUGGUACUUCAGUCUCAAUACAGCUCUGUGAACAUACGCAGACUGUCAACUCCCUCUGAUAUUAUGUUGGAUAUAAGUUUAGCGACACGGUGGAUCUGGUACUGGAAGGAUGACAGCGGUUGUUGGCACCCAUACACAGAUGGAGCUGGUGAAAAGUUCUAUAUAGUUUCUCUUAGCGAUCAAAUGGAAUACGAGAAAAUCAAUGCAAGAUUACAAAUUAUGCAGGUUACAGUUGAUGGCAAUCCUUACAGUAUUAACCUUAUGGACAUGUAUCAGAAAAAUAUGGAGACCAACAAAAUAAGGGAAAUACGGAGGAGACCGUCAUGUCUUCCUUCAAAACAGAAACAUGAUAUUUCAUUCAGUGACCAAUUUUCAGUUCUGUCAGAGGGCAAAACCUUUUUGAGGCACCCUAUCCAUGCAACCUCCUCUGAAUAUAUGCAUAUUAAAGGGCUGCUGCAAAAGGGAAUGGGGAGUAUUCGCAUUGCAACCAUGGAACGCAUUCAGAAUAACCAUCUCUGGAAAGCUUACCAGAACAAGAAAAAGCUUCUUUUGUCACUAUACAAAAAUGAUUUGUCCCUUGUCAAUGAACAGUACAUGUUCCACGGGACAAAGCAUAAAGUAAUUGAUCUGAUCUGCCGUGACAGCUUUGAUUGGCGACUGUUUGGCACUAACGUGGGUAAUGUCCAUGGUAAAGGGACAUAUUUCACAAAUGAUUCAAAUUUGUCAAAUAGUUACAGUGAAAACGAAUUGGGCUUAAAAGCAGUGUUUGUAGCUUUCGUCCUAGUAGGAACAUUGACAAGGGGAAACAGAGACAUGGAGAUUCCUCCCCAAAAUAGUGCAUUUGACAGGUGCUUUGAUACCACCUGUAAUGAUGAUAAUGCACCCAACAUCUUCGUAAAGUAUAACAAAGACGAAUACUAUCCUGCAUAUAUUGUCAAGUACCAUGAUCCAGGUUGUAGGUACUGA